Molecule: messenger RNA, 1122 nt
Organism: Cariama cristata (Red-legged seriema)
Lineage: Eukaryota; Metazoa; Chordata; Aves; Cariamiformes; Cariamidae
Gene: EI24
Product: etoposide induced 2.4
Exons: 10
Biological process (GO): macroautophagy
Cellular component (GO): endoplasmic reticulum
Source: RefSeq, a predicted model, not a curated record
AGGCUCCAUCUGUUUCCCAUCUCUCCAGGAUGAGAGAGGUUUGGGUUCGGCUUUUCCCCUCUCCCUGUAGUUGAUAGUUUCGGAACCAGAGGUGAUGCUGGAGUCGAGAUGGCAGACAGCGUGAAAACCUUCCUUCAUGAUCUCGUCAGGGGAAUUAAGGACUCCAUCUGGGGCAUCUGCACCAUCUCUAAGCUGGACGCCCGGAUCCAGCAGAAAAGGGAAGAGCAGAGGCGAAGGAGAGCAAACAGCGCGCUCGCCCAGCGGAGGUUUCACCUGGAAGAGAAGAAGCAAGAGAAUGAACCCCGGAUAGUGAGCCGGAUAUUUCAGUGUUGUGCCUGGAACGGAGGUGUAUUCUGGCUUAGUCUCUUCUUGUUUUACCGAGUAUUUAUACCUGUCCUUCAGUCAGUCACGGCACAGAUCAUCGGUGACCCUUCCUUACAUGGUGAUGUCUGGUCUUGGCUGGAAUUCAUCCUCACCUCCAUUUUCAGUGCCCUCUGGGUCCUUCCCCUCUUCGUGCUCAGUAAGGUUGUCAAUGCCAUCUGGUUCCAGGACAUUGCCGAUCUCGCGUUCGAAGUUUCUGGCAGAAAGCCACAUCCCUUUCCCAGCGUCAGUAAAAUCAUCGCCGACAUGUUGUUUAACCUCUUGUUACAGGCGCUGUUCCUCAUCCAGGGAAUGAUCGUGAGCCUCUUCCCCAUCGAUAUCGUCGGCCAGCUCAUCAGCCUCCUCCACAUGUCGCUGCUCUAUUCGCUCUACUGCUUCGAAUACCGCUGGUUUAACAAAGGAAUCGAAAUGCACCAACGGUUAUCCAACAUCGAGAGAAACUGGCCCUAUUACUUUGGCUUUGGCUUACCGCUGGCUUUCCUCACGGCGAUGCAAUCCUCUUACAUCAUCAGCGGUUGCCUCUUUUCCAUCCUUUUCCCUCUCUUCAUCAUCAGCGCCAACGAAGCGAGGACCCCCAGCAAAACCUACCAUUUCCAGCUCCGUCUCUUCUCCUUGGUGGUUUUCCUCAGCAACAGACUCUUUCACAAGACUGUUUACCUUCAGUCUGCCCUGAGUGGUGCUUCCUCCUCCUCUUCCUCCUCCUCCUCCGACCGCCUCCUCUCCCCCCAGCCCUCUCCUGCC